CAGCCACGCUUGAUCGAUCCCCCACAUAUGGCACCCAGCAGCCUCCCCCUGCCGCCUCCUUUGCUGCUCACCCCGUCCCGUCGCCGCCUCCUCGUCCUCACCCGCCGCCGCCGCCGACGCAACGCAGCCUGAGCUCGAGCGCGCGCGCGCGGGGUGCUCCGGGGGUUUUCGAUAUGGACAUCGACCCUUCCUCCGCCUCUCACGCCGACGGCGGGGCCAGCGACAUGUGGCCCUUCGACUCGCUCACGACCUCGCUCUUCUUCUCCUCCGUCUCCUCCUCCCCGCCGCCGCUUACGACGCUGCCCGUGGCGUCCUCGUCCUGGCUCGCGCCGCCCUCCCCGCUCUGGCUCUUCGACGACCGCCAGCUGCUGCCGAUCGAGGUGGGACCGCCGCCCGUCUCCGCGGCGGCGGAGAACGCUGCUGUGGCCGCUGCCGCUGCCGCGGCCGCGGCCGCCGAGGACGUCCAACGAGCCCGCUCCGGGAAUUCGGACACAGCAAGUAAGAGGGUUGAACGACUUAACAACAACAAAUGGCAGAUUCACCUAUCUCUGCAUGACGAUAGCACAAACAGCUCUUGUUUGUUUAAGGAGAAGCUUACACAUGCUCUCAGGUACUUCAAGGAGUCGACAGAUCAGCAUCUGUUGGUUCAGGUUUGGGCACCGGUUAAGAGUGGAGAUCGCUACGUGCUUACUACGUCAGGACAACCAUUUGUACUUGACCACCAGAGCAUUGGGCUACUUCAGUACAGAGCUGUAUCCAUGAUGUACAUGUUCUCCAUAGAUGGAGAUAAUGCUGGAGAGCUUGGGUUACCUGGGCGUGUCUAUAAGCAAAAAGUGCCUGAGUGGACACCAAAUGUGCAGUAUUAUAGCAGCACUGAGUAUCCACGCCUUAACCAUGCUAUCAGUUACAAUGUUCAUGGUACUGUUGCUUUGCCUGUUUUUGAUCCUUCUGUUCAGUCUUGUAUUGCUGUUGUUGAACUUAUAAUGACAUCGAAGAAGAUAAACUAUGCCGACGAGGUCGAUAAAGUCUGCAAAGCUCUUGAGGCAGUAAAUCUUAAAAGCACUGAGAUAUUGGACCAUCCAAAUGUCCAGAUAUGUAAUGAAGGUCGUCAAUCUGCUCUGGUGGAGAUACUAGAGAUCUUGACAGUCGUAUGUGAAGAGCACAAGCUUCCUUUAGCACAAACUUGGGUCCCUUGCAAGUAUCGAAGUGUAUUGGCGCAUGGUGGUGGUGUUAAGAAAAGUUGCUUGAGCUUUGAUGGAAGUUGCAUGGGGGAGGUAUGCAUGUCAACCAGUGAUGUAGCGUUUCAUGUUAUUGAUGCCCACAUGUGGGGAUUUAGAGAUGCUUGUAUAGAGCAUCACCUGCAGAAGGGACAAGGAGUUUCUGGAAAGGCUUUUAUCUAUCACAGACCUUGUUUUUCGAAAGAUAUUAGUCAGUUCUGUAAGGUGGAGUAUCCCCUUGUGCACUAUGCUCGCAUGUUUGGAUUGGCUGGCUGCUUUGCGGUAUGUUUGCAAAGUCCUUACACUGGAGAUGAUUAUUAUAUAUUAGAGUUUUUCCUGCCACCCAGUUGCAGAGACGAAGAUGAUCAAAAUGCCUUGUUGGAGUCUAUAUUAGGUCUCAUAAAUCAGUGUCUCCGUAAUCUAAAGGUAGCUGAUAAUGGGGCCUCCAAUGAGGCUUCUCUUCAACUUAGUAAUGUGCUAAUAAUUGAAAAUGAAGAUUUCAAGACAACUGGGCAUUUUGGGAACUCUGAAGGUUGCUUUCGUGAAUCGCCUGAAGACGAUACAAAUGGAGUCCACGAGUUUGAUAAAGGGAAUAAUAAAGUAUCAGAGGGACAUGUGUUGGCUGAUGAUAACUCUCAAAACAAUGGCACGUCUGUCUCCAGGCCAAAUGGUAGUGGUGCUUCUGAUUCUUCAUUGCUUCACAAAAGCAACAAACAACCUGAAAGGAGACGAGGAAAAGCUGAAAAAACUAUCAGUUUAGAAGUUCUUCAGCAAUAUUUUUCUGGAAGCCUGAAAAAUGCUGCAAAAAGCCUUGGUGUGUGCCCCACAACCAUGAAGCGCAUCUGCAGGCAACAUGGGAUUUCUCGCUGGCCAUCUCGCAAAAUCAACAAGGUCAACCGGUCUCUCUCGAAAUUAAAGCAGGUUAUUGAGUCUGUUCAAGGCUCGGAUGCGGCAUUUAAUCUCACGUCUAUAACAGGUCCUCUUCCUACUAUUCCUGUUGGCCCUUCAUCAGAUUCUUUCAAUAUAGAGAGAGCAAAUCAAAGUAAAGCAGAACUUUCAAAUCCUGCUGUUGAUGGCGACAGAGAUUCAUCUUUGCAAAAGUCCCUAGAAAAUGGUAGCCACUUUGGUCUAGUCAUGCCGCAGCAAGGAUUUGUAGACACUAGCAACAAUGUCCAACUUGAAGCAGACAAAGUUUCUCUCUCAAGAAGUUCAUCAGGAGAAGGCAGUAUAAAUUCACGUACUUCAGAGGGCUCGUGUCAGGGAAGUCCUGCGAACCAGACAUUUGUUUGCAAGCCUAUCGCUUCAACAUUCUUGGAACCACAACCAAAUCCUGAGGGGUUCACAAAAGAGCCUUUCCAAGAACCAGAGCUUCCACUUUCCAGGAUGCUCAUUGAGGAUUCUGGUAGUUCCAAAGAUUUGAAGAAUUUCUUCACUUCAGCUACUGACAAACCAAAGUUUGCCCCUCCCAGCAAUUUCGGGCCAAUGCAGAAUUCGGGGACCGUGACGAUAAAGGCGAGUUUUAAGGAAGACAUUGUAAGGUUCCGAUUCCCAUGUUCUAGCAACGUUAUGGUAUUGAAAGAUGAAGUGGCCAAAAGGCUGAGGAUGGAUGUUGGCAUGUUCGAUAUCAAGUACCUUGACGAUGAUCAUGAGUGGGUGAAGUUGGCUUGCAAUGCGGACUUGGAAGAAUGCAUGGAGAUCUCCCGGCAUUCUCGCAGCCAUGUCAUCAGGCUAUUGGUUAGCGAUAUUGCGGCCCACAUUGGUAGCUCUUGUGGAAGCUCUGGUUGAUAUGCAAGUCACCUUUUAAAAGUUUUCUUCAAUGGUAUGUACAAGUUCCUGUUCCAUGAGGUCAGUUGUUAAGCUAGUUCUGUUGCUAGAUAGCUUUAGCAGCUUCAUUGUGUUCGGUUACCGUACCAAUAUUUUUUGUAUGAUUAUGUGUAACUCCACAAAACACACGUGUUGUCAAUGCUGUACAUAUUUCGCAUGUGGUGCUGGAAAUUCUAGUGGUACAGUUAUAAACCGAAAUUGUUGUAAUAUGACUCUUUGUUGUCCAGAAAUUGAACAGCUUUGUAGGUUC
This is a messenger RNA of Brachypodium distachyon (stiff brome), 3291 nucleotides long. Its product is annotated as protein NLP3. The record is from RefSeq and is a predicted model, not a curated record. The coding region runs from base 174 to 3002 and encodes 942 amino acids. Lineage: Eukaryota; Viridiplantae; Streptophyta; Magnoliopsida; Poales; Poaceae. The transcript is spliced from 5 exons. Gene Ontology annotation, molecular function: protein binding; DNA-binding transcription factor activity.